CUCAUACAUUUUCACUUUAGUAGUUGUUGCCAACAUCUAAGUGAUCACUUUACUCUCUCUAUUUCUUCACCCCUUUCUUUAUCUUUAACCUCGAUUCUUCGCUUCUAGCAAUUCCAAUCAAAUUUGUUCAGUAAAAGGGACUAAUUAACACUCACCAAUAUGACCAAGUUGUGGACCUUGAUUACCCAGCUUCAUUCCCUUGCUGGGCCGGUUUUGACGUUAUUGUACCCUUUGUAUGCAUCGGUGGUAGCAAUAGAGAGCCCAUCCAAGGAGGAUGAUGAGCAGUGGCUAUCUUAUUGGAUCAUCUAUUCAUUCCUCACCCUUGGAGAAAUGGUUCUUCAACCUGCUCUAGAGUGGAUACCGAUUUGGUAUGAGGUGAAGCUGUUGUUGGCGGCGUGGUUGGUGUUGCCUCAAUUCAAAGGGGCUGCUUACUUGUAUGGGAAGUUAGUGAGAGAGAACAUACGGAGGUACGCGACGGAGAAGGAGAAAAAGGAGCACAAACAGAAACAGGUUUCCCCAAAAAAGCAACAGGACAAGAAGUCUCCCACUGGAAGCAAGGGGAAGAAGUUUGUUGACUUUAUCAUACCUAAGAAAGGGGAUCAAGAGGCUUAUUGAGUUUGGAGUGGAUAUGGGGUUUGACUGAGUGAUGUUUGGAUCAUCAGCUUCAUUUUCAAGUUAGCUGGUUAAUUUGCUCAUCAGGUUUUAAUUGUGUAUGUAGUAAAGUAAUGCUUCAUGUGCCUUGUCUACUUUUGUAUAGGUUGGUGGAUUUCUAGGUGAGCCACCAUACAUAUGGGCUGUAAUAUCAAAUAUAGCUAAUUAACACGAAAGUAAUACCAAUUCCGCAACUUACAUAA
This is a messenger RNA of Lotus japonicus, 854 nucleotides long. Its product is annotated as HVA22-like protein e. The record is from RefSeq and is a predicted model, not a curated record. The transcript is spliced from 5 exons. Lineage: Eukaryota; Viridiplantae; Streptophyta; Magnoliopsida; Fabales; Fabaceae. Bases 160 to 615 code for a protein of 151 amino acids.